Messenger RNA from Acanthosepion pharaonis, 2238 nucleotides. The record is from the annotation of a GenBank genome assembly. NCBI's taxonomy places the organism in Eukaryota, Metazoa, Mollusca, Cephalopoda, Sepiida, Sepiidae.
AUGGACACUGGCAUGCGCCGUGUUGCAGCAAUAUGCAAUGUGACAAUUUCAUCAACUUGUAGACACACCUGCUCUGUAAAUAAACAAAUGAUGAAUCUGAUCCUGUUUGUUUUGCUUCAUUUAAUUGUUUCUGUGCAGUCAAAAAUAACUGCUAAGAAUAAAACAUUACUAAUUAAAGCAGGAGACCCAUUUACACUUCAGUGUGAUGACCCUUCAGCAAAAUGGAAAUUAAAUGAGAAGAUUAUAUCUAACUGUGAAAAUUGUCAUUCAUCCAAAUGUAAUAUUGAUGAAGCUUACAAGAAUCGAAUUACUGCUUUUUGUAGACAAGGAUAUUCUGUACUUCACUUCAAUUUAACUCAGAUUGGGGAUAAAGGAUCUUUACAAUGUCCAGAAUCUGAUUCUACUACUUUCCAAAUUCUUGUAGGAAAUUAUAAUAUCACACACUUUCAUUCUGAAAAUAAAUUCUCUUUUGCCUUGAAACAAAAGAGUUAUACAUUGCAAAAGAAAGGAACAUUUCACAUAAAACAAGUUUCCUUAAGUCAAGAUGGAAAUAUGAUUGGCUGUGAAAGUGCAGGACAGCUUUACUUAUUCCAUUUAACAGUAAAUGUUCCUGUCACAUCAGUAUCUAUUCAUUUUCCAAGUCAAGAUCUUCUUGAAAAUAAAGAUGGAAUAUUUGUUUGUAAAGCUGAAGAGUCAAAACCAGAAGCUUCCUUUCAGUGGUUUAUUGCUUAUCAGAAUGGAUCAUUGCAGAAAAUUCAACAGAAAUUCUCAAUAUCUAAGACAGCUAAAGGAAAACUUUGGCAAACAAAUUCCACUCUAAUACUGAAAUUAAAGAGAGACUAUAAGAAGAUUAUGUGCAAAGCAAGAAUUGAAAAUAUGCCCUGGACAAAUUCAAAAGAUAAAUCAUUAGAUAUAAAAUAUCUACCUCAAGGAAAGCCAAGAAUCAUUUUGUCCCAAUCUGGAAUAUGUGCAGGGAAAUCUAUAGAAAUUAAAUGUGAAUGGAAAGGUGGAAAGCAUAUUGGUAAAGAAGAUAAUGUGACUGAAGAACUGGAUAUUCAGUAUCCUCCCAGUAACGUAACAAUCAGUCAGACAUCAUAUCUUGAAGGGCAAACUGCAUCUUUAAUUUGUGUGGCAUCAGGUGGUAAUCCUAAAGUUGACAAUUACACAUGGUCACCUGACAAUUAUCCUCCUGCAAAUGUAAUUAAAAUAAACUUAACUCGAGCCUUGAACAAAAAAACACUGACUUGUAAUGGGCAUCAUAAAUGUAAGGGAGAUAAUCCUGUAUCUUCAACCAUAAAACUCAAUGUAGAAUAUUAUCCCAUCAUAAAUACAAUUGAUAAUAUGACAAAAAAAGAAAUUCAGAAGUAUUCUUUAAAAGUUAUCAAUCCAGUUGGAGAAAGGUCUUUUGAAUUGACUUUAGAUUCAGGGAUUCCAGAUAAAUCAUAUAUAUAUAUAAUCAUAUCUUGUGUGAUUGGAGUAAUUGUCAUUUUUAUUAUUGCUGGAAUUGUUUUUUUCAUAUAUCGAAGAUUAUCAAAGAAAAAGGAAAGUGACGCAAAUCUUGUUGAUAAUAAUAAUUCAGUGGCUGAUGGAGAAAUAGUCAACAAUGUAAUCUAUGAUAGCUUUUCUGGUGUUGAAAAUAAUUCAGCAUCACAAGUAGAACCAUUAUAUGCUCAAGUUAAUAAAACCUCCAAACCCUUGAACAAAAUAAAUUAUGGAAAUGCAGCAGAUUUGUAUGCAAAAAUUGAUAAAUCAAAGAAGACAAAACCUCAAGACAUGAAUGAAAACACAGAAAAUUUGUAUGCAAAUGUUGAUAAAUUAAAGCCCAAAUCUCAAGACACAAAAGAUAAUGUAGCAGAUUUGUAUGCAAAAAUUGAUAGAUCAAAGAAGACAAAACCUCAAGACAUGAAUGAAAACACAGCAGAUUUGUAUGCAAAAAUUGAUAAAUCACAGAAGACCCAAUCUCAAGGUAAAAAUGCAAAGAAAAAACCUGCACCAAGACCUGCACAAAAACCUCCUGCUCCAAAUAUUAAAGCUAAAUUGAAGACUGAAUCAAGUGAAAAUAUUUAUGAAAACCUAGAGAUGAAAGAAAAAAAGACAGAUCAAACUGAAUUGAUGUAUGCUGACCUUGAAUUCAUCAACAAAGCCAACACUAAGCAAGAUCCCAUUAAAACAAAUAAUGAAGACCAAACUAUGUAUGCUUCCAUUGAUUUUUCCUCCAAAGAACCUGCCACUCAGUAA